AAAAUUAAAAACCAUUUGUCGAGGGAUUUUCCGACUAACAGUCGAGAAAAAGAAAAGCGAGGGUGAGAAGGGAGGGAGAGGGAAGGGGGAAGCAAGGGAAUAGAAUUGCCGCCGCCGCCGACGAGACCAUAAAGUCACUGUUAUUCUCUUCUUUGAUUCCGCUCCCCCUCCGAGGAAGACAGCACAGAAUCGAUUUAGCGGAUAAGAGAAGAAAAAGACGAGAAGGAAGUUACACUGUUUCAGUUUCAGUUUCAGUAAGGAGAAAGGAAUAGCGCGAAACAUAAACCCUAAUUAUCUUUGGCACAACUAGUUUAAGAUCUCCACCUCUUCCUUAUUCGUUCUCUCGUUCCUCUCCUGGUUCGCACUUCGCAGCAUUAGAGCUCCAACAAUGAACAAGUUUGGUAGAGGCCACCGCGACAAGGUCCAGCAGUUCAUGGCCAUAACUGGGGCAAGUGAGAAAGCCGCAGUUCAGGCAUUGAAGGCAAGCGAUUGGCAUCUUGAAGGUGCAUUUGAUGUGUUCUACAGCCAGCCCCAGAGUAAAACACAUACUGACUCCAGACAUUUGGAAGAGCUUUACAACAGAUAUAAAGGUGAUUAAUGUUUGCCCACAGUGUUUUUUAUGCUGUCUAUGUAAGAUAUGCUCAAUAGAAGAGUAAAUGGUUGCAUGCAUGCGAGUUUGUUAUUAAGCACAGUUGUACUGCAUUCCUAGUCUGCUGACAAAAACUUGAGAUAGCACUUUCUUUUAUGCACAUGCUUUUCAUUCUGUCUUUGCUUUAAUUGGUAACAUUAUUAAAAAAAAAAAAGAAUCGUACGUUUAUGGUGUUUACUGAGAAAUGAGUGUGCUGCUAUGCUUUGCAGAUCCAUAUCUGGACAUGAUAAUGGCUGAUGGCAUUGCUCGUCUUUGCAAUGACCUUCAGGUGGAUCCCCAAGACAUAGUUAUGUUAGUUGUUUCAUGGCACAUGAAGGCUGCCACCAUGUGUGAAUUUUCGAAGCAAGAGUUUGUCGGUGGACUACAAUCGCUAGGGAUAGAUUCACUGGAGAAGUUCCAAGAGAGGAUACCAUUCAUGCGUUCUGAGCUGAAAGACGAACAGAAGUUCCGUGAGAUAUACACUUUUUCUUUUGGGUGGGCAAAAGAGAAGGGUCAAAAAUCUCUAGCACUGGAUACCGCAAUAGGAAUGUGGCAACUACUAUUUGCUGAAAAGCACUGGCCAUUGGUUGAUCACUGGUGCCAGUUCUUACAGGCUCGGCAUAAUAAAGCUAUCUCGAGGGACACUUGGUCUCAGCUAUUGGAAUUCACACGGACAGUUGAUUCUGGAUUAGCAAACUAUGAUGCCGAAGGGGCAUGGCCAUAUCUGAUUGAUGAGUUUGUGGAUUACCUGAAUGAGAAUGGUGUGGGUGCUGAUGGGUUCAGUCGAACAAUUGGAGCUUAGAACGAUGAAGAAAAGAAGAGGACCCAGAUGUGUAGCAGAAGCUGGGAAGUAUGGUGUACUUGGUUCUCAAUCAUACAGUUAUGCAGACUGCAGCGUGUAGGAUUGCGUUUCCUCUUACUUUCUCUACCUUUCUUUUCUCCACUAGUUUCAUAACGAAAAAAGGGAGAAAUAAUGGUGAAGAAAUGAUACGAUGAUGGAUGAUACUAUUGACAUGGUGUUGAAUGAUGGUGGUAACAAUGAUUCCUUCUCUCUUACGCAUGGAAACGGCGUAUAUGAUUUGUCUAGAGUCCGAUUGAAUGGAAAUAGAACUGGAACCAGUUUCUACUUAAUGCCAUUGCCAUCCAAGACA
Linum tenue is the source of this 1779-nucleotide messenger RNA. NCBI's taxonomy places the organism in Eukaryota, Viridiplantae, Streptophyta, Magnoliopsida, Malpighiales, Linaceae. The record is from the annotation of a GenBank genome assembly.